AUGUCUAAUCGCCAUCAGCAACAGAUCUCCAUCACGCCAUGUUAUCAAGACCUACCCAAUGGAGAUUUCUGUGGAGUGAAAAUUACAGAUAGAACGAAACAAAUGUGCGAUUCAUGUUACAGACGUAUGAAAACGUCCAAACCCGCACUUUACCAAUGCCCAUUAUGGUACGAAGGAGUUCAAUGUCCCGAAUUCUAUCAGGGGCAUGGUGGAGUGUGCCACCCAUGCUUUGAGCAUGGAUGGAAGUCCAUCAAUGAUUUUGUUAAUAUGCAACAAGAAGACAUGUGGGAUCGAUGGAUUCCAGAACAUAUGCGUGUACAUCUUGAAUCACAAGCUGCUCUAGCUACUAAUGAUCCUCAACCAUCGACUUCUGGACGACAAGGAGACAUGCAACUUCAAGAAUUCUCAACAUAUGAACAUUACACAUCUGGAGCACAAGCUUCUUCGGCUUAUAAUAAUCCUCAAUCACCAACUUCUGGGCAACAACGAGGCGAAGUAUCAGUUGCGCAAUACGACGAUACAGCAGUAAAUCGUGACUUUAAGAUCAGUAAGACCCACAAAAGCAAUGAUACAAAGCUCAAAUGCGCUCAAGCUUUGAAAUUCCGGAUAGACGCUCACAACAAAAGAAGAGGAAUCAUUCGUUGUGAGGAACUAGCUACAGGCACCAAUGGCUAUUGUAACAACCCAACGCACCGCUGGGAAAAUAGCCCCAUUGGAUUACGCCCAAUAAAAUUGGAGGAUAAAGUGGAUGCAUGCCAACAACGCAUGAAGGGUAAAAACAACCGCACCACGUAUUGUAAGAGCGAAAUUGUUCCGGGCGAACGCUUUUGUCGUGAUAUAGCUCACUGCGAGGAAAACAAGGACAUACCGCAGCUACUAAUUACAGAUCGUGGCAAACGGCCACGCCGAGAGUGA
Molecule: messenger RNA, 915 nt
Organism: Sclerotinia borealis F-4128
Lineage: Eukaryota; Fungi; Ascomycota; Leotiomycetes; Helotiales; Sclerotiniaceae
Source: the annotation of a GenBank genome assembly